Messenger RNA from Fusarium pseudograminearum CS3096, 1218 nucleotides. RefSeq lists its product as uncharacterized. The record is from RefSeq and is a predicted model, not a curated record. Bases 1 to 1218 code for a protein of 405 amino acids. The transcript has a single exon. Lineage: Eukaryota; Fungi; Ascomycota; Sordariomycetes; Hypocreales; Nectriaceae.
AUGAAUGGGAUAAAUAAUUGUCCCGAGGGCGAAACUCGCGACGUCAAAGAACUUGUCGUCAAACUAAUCGUCGCUCAUCUCACUGCCAUCAUCGCCUUUUGCCAUCUUCAAUCUCUCCGCAAUGAGCGCCUAGUCAGCAUCGAACCAGUACUAUUCCUACUGUCUCCGUUUACAGUCACCGUCCAAACAGCCCUCGGCCUAUGUCUCAUCCACUACUAUCUCAUCAAUAGCUUGAUCAGGUCACCUAAAUCUUGGUCCAGCCAUGUUCGUACUUAUACGCGACAGUGGAGCAUCUUGUUUGCAAGAAAACCACGGCCUGGACCCAAGAAAGACGAUGACAUCCGUUCUCAGCCUGCGGAAGCAUGCGUGAAUCUGGGGAGAUUGCUGGUCAUGUCUGGAACACUAUUCCAGUUCGUGGCGACCAUCUUUUUAUACAGACGAAGGUGGAAUCUUUAUGGCUGGGAGUCUCUCUCCAUCGUCGACCACCGCACGUUUGAGUUGUCUGUUGGCGGUGCUGCUGCUACAGUCUUGUCCAUCUUAUUGGUGCUCAGACUACCAGGCUUCGUUGAGGCUCCUUCAAUCCCGUAUACCCAAGAACACGGCACGACACCAGAGCAGAAACUUCUGUUCUGUCGUGGUGAUGCAAGACGUUGUCCCCAAUGGUACGCUCCAUUGUAUAUAUCCCCAUAUGUGUCAGGAACAACAGCGGCAACAUGGCUCUUGUGCGUCUUUUCUUCGACAUAUGAAGGCGAGUUGCGAUGGCUGAAGCACGUGGCCUAUCUCUAUACUCUUGUUUAUGAGGCCUUCAACGAGAGGCUUGGCCUCAAUAUGUCUGUCUGGUCAUUCUAUCUUGUUGCUGGCUUUUUGUUCGGCCUUUGGAUGGCAGCUGCAAAGAUUCUGACAAGGGUAACUAACACUGGCAUUGAUGAUUUCCUAAAGAAACAUCCCUGGGUAGCUUGGCCAAUCUUGAUCAUAGUGGGCACUGCGCUUCUCAGCUUCUUUUUCGUCUUCAUGUUUCUCAUCAUCACUUGUAUUUCACUGUUGGGUUUCGCUAUAUUGCCUGCUAUUUUAUCUGGUCCUCUUAGUAUUGGAUGGGCUAAAGGUCUGGAAACACAGAAUAUGUUCUCUCAGGUGCCCUUUGGGACGCGGGAUGAAACGACUGAGUGUUUAUUACUCUGGAAAGAUCCCGUGGCCGAUUAUCUAUGGUCACUUGUCUAA